AAUUAUUUUACUUCAGCUGUUUCAGCUCAUGUUUUGUACAGUGUGUUAUUCUUGUUAAAAUGUGAUUGAACGCAAAUGCUAUAUAUAUUAGUGUUGCAAACUAUUUAUAUCAUAUUUCAAUAGGAUUCUAGCAUUCAAGGGAUUCUAGCAUGUUAUCCAUGGUCUUAAACUUUUCUGGAUAAUGUAACGGUUAAUUUGCAACCUUAUCAUCAGAAGGUGGGUGGCACAUCAUGGCAGUUUACCUGGAUGAGACUCAAAAAUACCUCAAAAUAUAUUAUGUAAGAUGACUUUUCAAGAACGUCAAAGAAAAGAAGGACAAGCUCAUAUAUGACUUAUAAUGGAACUAGAAAAGGCUUGUUAUUGGGCUGGGAUAUUAAGUGUUUGAGGCCAUGCAGACUCUGUGUUCUUGACCUGAGGUUGCAGUUGUGAGAUUACCAUGGGUCAACAGCUAUCCAGUUUCCUUCUGCAGCUCAUGCCCCACAUUCACAUCCAACACAUCAGAUUAAGACAGCGACUCAGAUUUAAUACAGAGGGCUUUGACCUUGAAACGGAGCUACGAAAGUGGCUGUCCCCUAGCAACAAGAGCCCACCACCUGAAUCCAGCUUCCUUGGUAACCACCUUGAAGAAGUUGAGGAUGAUGAAGUAGCUGACAGCGAGUAUGAUGAAUCCCAGGAGGUGUUGCCUUCAGCAGAAGUGGUCAAGUCAGAGUCACAGCAUAAGCAUGGUGUCAAUUUGCUUGGAGAAGGGGAUAGAAGGACAAAGCUGGGUUGUUACCAGCAUUACAGAACGAGAAUUGGGUCACCCUCGGUAAAUCGGAGGUCCUUCACAGAAGAAGAAAUGAACAGGUUUAAUCAUGAAAAUGAUGGUUUUCCCUUGCCGUCCACAGAAGAAGAACUGAAGGCAUUUGACAAGCAAGUGUUCAUUCAGUCACCUGAAUACCUUGACAACAAAGUCAGCUGCAAACGGACCAAAAAGAAGAAGGACCGCGCCCGAUCUAAGUCAGCAACCCAUGUACCUGAUGUGAACACCAUUCGUCUGAAACUUCAGAAAUUACAGGCUCCGGGCAGACCAAAGUUCCUUGAGCACCUACUCAACCGUGUGGUGUCCAGGAAGAUUGGCAGGAAGGGAGCUAAUGGUCUCAUACCCGACACGGAAGAGAAUCCGGACCAGCCUGAAGAACCACUAUCCCCGGACACAGAGACCUGUCUCCAACAUGCAGAGGCAAUAGUUGAGGAGCUUCUCGUGUCUUCAGUGCGACCACCAAGUGGGGACUCAUCAGAUUCUGGGAAAGGAUCAUUGCUGGAACAGACAAGCGAUUUUUCUCCGACUGGAACAAAGCAGAAGUGUUGGUCAACACCUGCUUCACCAACACUUCAAGGAAUUGUUAAGGCGCGUCUUAAGAGUUUUCAGGCCUUGCGUGAGAGCGAUGCGGAAUCGGUCGAUUCUCAGCAAGAUUUGUCUGCCUCGGCAUCGAAAGGAAAGACAUACAAGAGUGAGGAGUUUAAGUUAGAAAUCCAGGAGAUUAAUAAAAGUAUUAAGGCUUUUUAUACAUCUUUUUCUGAUGAUGAACGAUUCAACUCUAAAGUCAUGGAAAGUGGAUAUGUUAAAGCGUUAGUUUCUAAAAUUAAUGAAAACAAGAUAAAACAGGCAAGUAAUGAAAAAGACAGUGCACAAAUAGAAAAUGGUGCUGCAAGUGUAUGUGGUUCUGAUGGGAUUGAAAGUGCAGAAACUGAAGAAAUAAAGUUUCAGUUAGGAAAAGAAGACUCAGGUUGGAGUGAAUAUGACCAAGAAAUUGGUGACUAUUACACUGCAGAAGAGGACAAUGCUGGGCAGGACUCUAUUUUCAGUGCAAAUGGAGUCACUCAGAGGUCAAAAGAAGGGUCACCAACAUCCUCGUGUAUGUUGCUUCGAAAUUCUUCAAACUCUUCCAGUUCCCGACAUUCCUCUUCUAGUUUGCCAAAUGGUAACUCAGUCAGCGAGAGCAAAGAAGAGGAUGAGAAACCAAAGGACAAAGUACACCAAAUUGCGUACGAACUUCUGACAACAGAGCGCGCUUAUGUGGCCAGACUACGGCUGCUGGAAGAGGUGUUCCAUACAAGAAUAAAAGAGGAGAACACCAAGUCAAGCUUUAUGCCUUCUGAAGUGGUGGUGCAGAUGUUCUCGGCCAUCAAGCCCAUCUAUGACUUUCACAUGCAAUUCCUCCUCCCUGACUUGGAAGACAGAAUGAAAAACUGGUCAACCCAGCAGAAAAUCAGUGACAUAAUGGCGAAACUGGCCCCUUUCUUACUGCUGUAUACUGAAUAUGUAAAGAACUACGACAACACUAUGUUAUUGAUAAACAAAUGGACCUCACAAUCUCUGAAAUUUGCAGGCAUUCUCCAUGAAAUUCAGCGUCUGCCAGAAUGUGGUCAGCUGACACUUCAGCAUCACAUGCUUGAACCCAUACAACGAGUCCCUCGGUAUGAGCUCCUCUUAAAGGCCUACAUCAAAAGCCUCACUGCAGAAGCACCAGACAGGAAAGAUGCAGAAAAGGCCCUGGAUCGUGUUACUCAGGCAACCAGUCAUGCAAACACAGCAAUAAAGAAGCUGGAGAAAUUCCACAAGUUGCUGAACAUAGUACAGAAGUUACGAGGGGAGGAAAUUGAUGACCUUAUCCUCCCCACAAGGGAGCUAAUCAAGGAAGGGACCAUCACGAAAAUCUCAGCAAGGGGUGGAGAAAAGCAGUCAAGAUAUUUGUUUUUGUUCAAUGACCUGCUGCUGGUAUGUUCGGAGCAAAACAUCACCAGUACGUACAAGGUGCGAGCUACUCUCAAGGUGGACGGGAUGGAGAUUCUACCUGGAGAAAACUUCAACAUCAACAACACCUUCUGUGUGAAAGGCAUAGAGAAAGCCAUAGAGUUCCUAGAUGAGUCUAAUAAUGGAAAUGGAUCGGACUGGUUAGCUGUUUUCCAACAAGUCACCACAGACUUUCAUCAGAAAAUGAAGCUAGGCCGGUUAGUGAGCUGGGAGAGUGAAACUGCACCUGAAAAGCCAAAACCAGGCACGAAGGCACCAAGAUGGAUCAAAGAUGAUGAAGUCACCAUGUGUCACGAAUGUAAGGACAAAUUCACUGCAAUCAAGCGGCGUCACCACUGUCGAGCUUGUGGAGAGAUAUUCUGCAACAAGUGUUCGUCGGAUAGAGUGUUUCUUCAAUGGGAAAAUAAGGAGAACCGUGUGUGUAAGGAGUGCUACAAUCAAAUUCUUGGUGAAGAAAAUAUUCAGAAGAAAAAAGCACCAGCGGAGGUGAACCCCGAGAAGGACUCGGUGAUGUCUGGUUACAUGCACAUCAUGGGUAAGGACAAGAAAUGGGACAAGAGGUGGGUGUCCGCCAAAACUGACUUUGUCAUGUACAUCUACAAGAAACACAAGGACCCAAAGGCCAUACAAACCAUCCCCCUGCCAGGUCACGCAGUUAAAGGGGUGGGGGACUGCAAUGACCGCCAACACGUGUUCGCAUUGACCCACAAGGAGAUCACCGUCUGCCAUUUUCAGGUGGAUUCUGAGGAAGAUAUGAACCAAUGGGUUCAUGCCUUGGAAAAUCUUGCUCUUGCUGAAGUUCCCACUGACGAGCCCAAACGUAUUUCCACGCAUAGCGACAGCAGCAGCCAAUCAACGCAGUCCUCUAACAGUUCCGACCAAUCAUGUCCCUCCUAGCAAGCUCAUCCAUUCAUAUGUCUUUGUAUUGUUUGUAUACAUUUAUACUGGAAACCAACACAUUUGUGUGUUUUAAAAACAAUUCAGGCCUUGACCAUAGUUGCAAAUCUCCUUAGCGAUAUCUUAAGUGUAUUCCUUAAAUUCAUAGAAUUCCUGAAGUAUGUGGACUUUCUUUUAAACUUUGUUUUAAACAGAACAAAUGUUACUUAAAUGAGUAAUAUUUCAACGUUUUGUGAACAUAAAACAAUGGAUUUUGUGUAGAUAAAUUUAUAUGAAAUUUCUGGUAAGUACAUCUCAAGAAAUUCAUUUGGACAUUUGUGAAUACUAACUCUAAUUCAAUAUUCAUGGAGUAUAUUAUUGUAGCCCUGAUUACGUUUGUUUAAAAGUUUUGCAAAAUGUUGGACUGAUAAUCUUAAAAGUAAGUGCAUUUCCAUCUGAUGUUUUGAUUUUAAUUAUCUUCUAUGUAAACAUAUACUUUUUAAAUAAUACCAGUAUAGUUUGAUUUUGACAAUCAACCAUUUGAUAUUUUGUUACUAAAUUCAAAAUGCAUAUAUAUUAUUCAAGAUGUACCACAACUGUAUUGCAUAUUUCAUAUGUUUUGUAUUUAGACUACAUAGCAAGAGAAAUUAUACUUUCACAAAUUGCAAUUUAUAUUGGAAAGAACUGUUAUUAUCAACGACAAUAAAUUUAAAUAAAAAGCUGUGCUGUGUAUUCAACAAAUCUUCCAUUCUUUAAAUGCGUAAACAAACAUGUAAAAUUGUGUGGAAAAUGUAUAGCUGUACAUAAUUCAAUUCGUUUUUGUUAUGCAACAAUCAAUUACAUUUCUAAAAAUAUAAUCGUUGACAUAGUACUUAAAUUUUGAGUGGGAAAAAAGGUCAAAAGUUAAGUUACCGGUAAUUUUUGCAAUUUAUGUAUGCUUUCUUUUUAAUUUGAUGCUUCUUCUGUGAUAACUAUUGUGUGAUUUAGUGUACUGUAGAACUCUAGGACUGCAUGCCAUAGCAUGUAAAAAGAAAAUGCAGAAUACAUUUUUUUUCAAGUCACCUUUUAAUUACUGAUAUAUUUUUGUUGCCAAACUUUUGUUAUAAAUGAGCACUUUUUGCCCUUCCUUGAUUUGAAAAUAUUAUACAAAAAAGCAGAAACGUUUUUGCAGAUUUUUGUAUAUGUAUUUUUGUUUCUUAUGUGUUAUAUUUUAGUGAGAUGACAAACCAAGAUCUUAAUAAAUGUUAAGUUUGUGACAUUGUUGAACGAAAUCAAAUUACCAGCAUGCAUAUGCGUUGAGUAAUAAAAGCCAAUAAAAAAAUGCAGUUCCUUGAGAAAAAAAAGUUGAAAACAGUUUUUCCAGGGCUCACUUUGCUAUUUACUAAUUUAGCCACAUUUAGAAGUAUUCCAACUGGAGACAGCCUUUGCUUAUGAAAACUAAACAAAUUCUUAAGAUAGAUAGCUAUGAUUGUCAUGAAUUCCAAUUGACAAAAGGAUUGUUCAGUAAGAGGAAGCCCUGUUAUGUGUCAGUCUGUUUUGUCAAAUUACAUUAUAUGUAUUAUGAAAGUCCAUUUUAACAGAUAGAAAGGUUAUUGGCUGUAACAUUAUUGAACAAUAGCGCUCUUUCAACAGUGUAAUUGGUUAUUUAUUGUUUUACAGUAAGUCUUUUUAUAAAACAUUUACUUUAAGCAUGUUGUUAUAAGUUAACAGCUUUUAUUGCAUGUUUAUUUAUGUUUGUUUUUAUUUUGUUGUGGAUUUUUGUUAAAAGCUGUUAUGAUUAAAAUCAAAUAAAAUUAAUUGUUUAUUUGUUAGAAAAAACUGAUGACCUUUGAAUUAUUAUAUAUACAUGCAUACAAUAAACUUUCAAUUUUACAUUUGAUUUGCAAAUUCCUUUGUAUUUUGCAUAUAUAUUAAACAUAUACAAAUAAUUAUGAAAGUGCUGUAGCAUCAAUUAAUGGGGAACAAAUUUGGGGUACAAUAUAAUAUGAAACUGCUUGUUGAAAAAAAGCAUAGCUUGUUAAUUGUUUCAUUUAAUGGUGUAAAUAUUUAUUAAAACUAAAUUAUCUUAUCAUCCGAACAAACUUGUUUUAAGCUCACCUGAGCUUAAUAUGCUCAUGGUGAGCUUUUGUGAUCUCCUUUUGUUGUGCGUCGUGCGGCGUCAACAUUUGCCAUGUUAGCACUCUAGAGCCACAUUUAUUGUCUGAUCUUAAUGAAAAUUGGUCAGAAGAUUCGUCUCAAUGAUAGCUUGGACGAGUUCGAAAAUGAUUACGGUUGUUUGAAAGGGGCGGGCAUUUUUUCUAACAUGGCUAUAUAUGGCUAUAGUAAAACCUUGUUAACACUCUAGAGGCCACAUUUAGUGUCUGAUCUUCAUGAAACUUAGUCAGAAGAUUUGCCCCAAUGAUAUCUUGGACAGGUUCGAAAAUGAUUCGGGUUGAGUGAAAAACAUGGCCACCAGGGGGCGGGGCAUGUUUCCUUAUAUGGCUGUUGUAAAACCUUGUUAACACUCUAGAGGCCACAUUUAUUGCCGAGGUUGAAUAUGGUUCCAGUUGGUUGAAAAGCAUGGCCACAAGGGGGCGGUACAUUUUUCCUUAUCUGGCUAUAAUAUGGCUAUAGUAAAACCUUGUUAACACUAUAGAGGCCACAUUUAUUGUCCGAUCUUCAUGAAACUUGGUCAGAAGAUUUGUCCCAAUGAUAUCUUGGACGAGUUCGAAAUUGCUUCUGUGUGGUUGAAAAACAUGACCGCCAUUUGGCAGGGCAUUUUUCCUUAUAUAGCUAUAGUAAAACCAUCUUAACACCCUAGAGCCCAAAUGUAUAGUCCGAUCUUCAUGAAACUUGGUCAGAACAUACGUAUCAAUUACAUCUUGGAUGAGUUUGAAAAUGGUUCUGGUCUGUUGAAAAACAUGGCCACCAGGGGGCAGAGCAUUUUUCCUUAUAUGGCUACAUAGGGCUAUAGUAAAACCUUGUUAGCACUCUAGAGGCCACAUUUAUUGUCCGAUCUUAAUGACAUUUGGUCAGAAGAUUUGUCCCAACAAUAUCUUGGAUGAGUUUGAAAAUGGUUUUGGUUGGUUGAAAAACAUGGCGGAUGGGGGAGGGCAUUUUUCUUUAUAUGGCUAUAGUAAAAACUCUGAAGUCACAUUUAUUGUCCAAUCUUCAUGAUUCUUGGUCAGAACAUUUGUUGUAAUGAUAUCUUGAACAAGUUUGAAAAUCAUUCCGGUUGCUUGAAAAACAUGGACGCAAUGGGGCGGAGCAUUUUUAACCAGGUUUUCCGAAGGAAAAAACUGGUUAUUAGAUUGGCGAAUGCGGGCGGGCUGGCUGGCUGGCGGGCUGGCGGGCUGGCUGGCUGGCGGGCUGGCGGAAUAAGCUUGUCCGGGCCAUAACUAUGUCGUUCAUUGUCAGAUUUUAAAAUCAUUUGGCACAUUUGUUCACCAUCAUUGGACGGUGUGUCGCGCGAAAUAAUUACGUCGAUAUCGCCAAGGUCAAGGUCACACUUUGAGUUCAAAGGUCAAAAAUGGCCAUAAAUGAGCUUGUCCGAGCCAUAACUAUGUCGUUCAUCGUCAGAUUUUAAAAUCAUUUGGCACAUUUGUUCACCAUCAUGGGACGGUGUGUCCCACGAAAGAAUCACGUCAAUAUCUCCAAUGUCAAGGUCGCCACAACUAAAAAUAGAUUUAAAAAAAAAAAAAAAAACUUACAAAGGGGGUUAAUUUUUUUUGGUCAUUUCAAAAGUUCAGUUUGAGUUUUCUCCCUUUAUCAGAUUUUUUUUUCACAAUGAAAACCUGGUUUUGUGACAAUUUUGUCCCUUGUUCCUUAUAUGGCUAUAUAUUACUAUAGUAAAACCUUGUUAACAUUCUAGAGACCACAUUUAUUGUCUGAUCUUAAUGAAACAAGGUCAGAAGAUUUGUUCCAAUUAUAUCUUAGACGAAUUUGAAAAUGGUUUGGGUUGGUUUAAAAACACGGUCGCCUGAGGCGGGGCAUUUUUCCUUAUAUGGCUAUAGUAAACAAGAUGUGUUUGUGAAACACAAUGUCCCCCUAUAUGACGUUUGACCUUGAAGGAUGACCUUGACCCUAGAAUGAUGACCUUGACCUUUCACCACUCAAAAUGUGCAGCUCCAUGAGAUACACAUGCAUGCCAAAUAUCAAGUUGCUAUCUUCAAUAUUGCAAAAGAAUUCAUAAAAUAAGCGUUUUUGGCCACAUAUAUUUGACCUCUGACCUUGAAGGAUGACCUUGACCUUUCACCACUCAAAAUGUGCAGCUCCAUUAGUUACACAUGCAUGCCAAAUAUCAAGUUGCUAUCUUCAAUAUUGCAAAAGUAUUCAUAAAAUAAGCGAUUUGGGCCACAUAUAUUUGACCUCUGACCUUGAAGGAUGACCUUGACCUUUCACCACUAAAAAUGUGCAGCUCCAUGAGAUACACAUGCAUGCCAAAUAUCAAGUUGCUAUCUUCAAUAUUGCAAAAGUAUUCAUAAAAUGAGCGAUUUUGGUCACAUAUAUUUGACCUCUGACCUUGAAGGAUGACUUGACCUUUCACCACUCAAAAUGUGCAGCUCCAUGAGAUACACAUGCAUUUUAAAUAUCAAGUUGCUAUAUUCAAUAUAGCAAAAGUUAUUGCAAAAUGUUAAAGUUGGCGCAAACCAACCAACCAACCAACAGACCAACCAACCAACAGACCAACAGACAGGGCAAAAACAAUAUGUCCCCCACUACUAUAGUGGGGGACAUAAAAAUUGUUAACACUAAAAGUCACAUUUAUGGUCCAAUCUUCAUAACACUUGGUCAGAACAUUUGUUUUAAUGAUAUCUUAGAACAGUUAAAAAAAACCUCUGGUCUGUUGAAAAACAUGGCCGCCAUGGGUCAGGGAAUUUUUCUUAAUAUCGCUAUAUAUCGUAAAACCUUGUUAGAACUCAAAAGUUACAUUUAAAAGUCACUCUUCAUGAAACUUGGUCAGAACACUUGUUUUAAUGAUAUCUUGGGGCUGCACUAAGCAGUUCAGUCCCUUUGUAUCUCAGGUGAGCGACUUUGGACCUUUCAGGCCCUCUUGUUUGUUUUAUGAACUUAAUUGAUACAAAUUCAAUAAUGUUCAUAAGUUAAGUGAAGUUUGUUGCCCAUAGAACAUAUAUGGUAUGAUUGCAAGUGUAAUAAACUUGUUAUGGUGAAUGUGAACAUUUUAUUUUAUACACUAUUUCAUUGACAUUUGGUAACAGUCUUUUUUUACCACAAAGUAGAGAAGAUAACAGAUCAAGAUAUUGGCCUCUGUGCAAAAGGAAAUAAUUUGACAGACUAUUAAUACAUGUUGCUGAAUUUUCUGUUUUGUUACCUACUUCUCAUACAAAAUAAACUAUUUAGUAUAAAAAAAUAGAAUAAUAACUGAAGUGUUAUUUUGUGCAAUGUUCUGUCAAAUUUGAAUAAUUAAGUGUGCAAUAGAUAAAUCAAAACUAACAUAACAUCACAAAAUGUUUUCAGCUUAAUUCAACAAAGUGAGGGACAACUGCCUUGUAAACAAAUGUUACAAACAGUUUGUUAAGUAAAAUUUUUGUUCUUUUUGUUUCCAAUUUACCUUAUUAAAGUGUUUUUGUUUUAAAAUAUAACAGUUUCAAGAAUACUUAACCAAUGAAACGUGCCAUUUCUAUACAAAGUAAGAUAAAUUAAUCAUAUAAUGUUCCUGAAAUAUUUUAUACGCAAUUGUGUAGGAACAAUUAUCAUAACAUAGUUAACGUUAAACAAAAUGUAUAUUUAUAAUUGUAUAUAUUUUGCUGAUUUUUUAUUUAUUGAAAUUCUCCAAUUGCUGUAUAUUUGUAUUUUUAUCAUACAGAUUCAUUUCUAGCCAUGUGUAUUCAUAAAAUAUCAUGUACAAUAUUGUAUAAAAUGUUGCAAAAAC
This is a messenger RNA of Dreissena polymorpha, 9545 nucleotides long. RefSeq names its product FYVE, RhoGEF and PH domain-containing protein 4-like. Gene Ontology annotation, biological process: cytoskeleton organization; filopodium assembly. Gene Ontology annotation, cellular component: cytoplasm. Gene Ontology annotation, molecular function: guanyl-nucleotide exchange factor activity; metal ion binding. The record is from RefSeq and is a predicted model, not a curated record. Bases 437 to 3694 code for a protein of 1085 amino acids. The transcript has 21 exons. Lineage: Eukaryota; Metazoa; Mollusca; Bivalvia; Myida; Dreissenidae.